Gamsiella multidivaricata is the source of this 767-nucleotide messenger RNA. RefSeq lists its product as uncharacterized. The coding region runs from base 89 to 682 and encodes 197 amino acids. NCBI's taxonomy places the organism in Eukaryota, Fungi, Mortierellomycota, Mortierellomycetes, Mortierellales, Mortierellaceae. The record is from RefSeq and is a predicted model, not a curated record. The transcript has a single exon.
AGAAAAUAGCCCCAAUCCAUUGAGAAUAGGAUCCAUUUUAUCAACGGGAGCCGUGCAUUUUUCUUUCUGUUAAACAGCAUCAACAAAGAUGUGUGUGUGUAGACUACUGUACUGCAAGUGCGGACAAACAUACAUCCAUCCAUCUCGCGCGAAACACAAAAACAUACACACACAAACAUACAUCUCUCUUGCCUGCUUGCUCUCUCUCACUCUCUCUCACUCUCUCUCACUCUCUCUCAAAGGGUACGCACACCACAUACUACAGCUGACGGCCACACACAUUUCCUUCCUCCCCUCCCCCGCCUUGGCUCUUUUCUGCUCUCUUUUUCUUUCACUUCAGAACAUAUUCAUCCCAUUGACAUUCCACUCGUCCUCCAUCACUCACUCAGAUUCUGCAAGGGUCGACUUUGUUCUCGCGUGCUCAAAGGGUCACUAUUCGUCUUUUCUUUUCAUUUUUUUAACACCCCGCAACACUCACACUCACACUCACACCCUGCUUUUCCCCAGACCAACCGCCCGUCGGUUCUUCGAUUCAAACCCUGGUUGCCUUUGCUACCUUCUCCAUUGCUUCUCCCAUCCCUCUUCCUCCAUCCGUCUGUCUUACCUCAAAUCAGUCUGGUUUCCUCCUCUUUAUUCCGUCACCUGCCGUUACAGCCCUCCCUCUUUUCCUCAGCACAAUUGACACUGCCACUUUCCCCUUUUUAUUUAUCCACAUUUGAACCAACAGCAUCGGCCGGCGAUUCCCACACUUACACCGGCCUACCCUU